CGACUUCCCCAGGUUGAGGCGGUCGCUCUUUCUCCGCCCGCAGCCGCUGUCACAGCCGCCUGAAGCUUGUGGUUUUGCGUGCGCGAGCUUCAUGAGGUCACCCCAACGACAUCAACACCUGCACCAUCAAAACACCUGCACGCCUCGAGCUCAGUCUCCGCGAACACUGCCGUCCUGAUCGCUGCCCUCGAGUCCAUUUCUGCAAAAUCACCCGCGCAAGAUGUCUGCCGAGUCCUUUGCAGCCUUCCGUAGACACCAUGGUACCGAGCUCGGCAAGCUCGCGGAAGCGCACUGGAACAAAGACCUCCAGCAGGAAGACCGUGAAAUUCUCCAGGCAGCUUCACAGCGCUUCCAGCGCCACGCCAUGAUUGGGUCCAUCGUCGGCAUCGGCCUGGGUGUUCUUCUGGCUGCCCGCGUGCGCUCGGCCCGCCUCCGCAUGUUCAACACAUUCAAAGCACAGGAGAAGCCCACAGCGGUGCAGUUCGCAGACGGCCGCAUAGAGAAAUUGCCGGACCUUACCAACCUCGUAAAGCCAACCGUUCUCGGCGACAUCGCCGCCUACUUCUUCUUCACCGCCGGCGGCCUCUUCGUUGGCGGUGAAACCGGCCUGCUGACCGGCUCUAUGUCCGCCGGCAGGCUAAUCACCAGAGACCCUAGCAGCAGGGAGCGCAUCGAAGCUGCGUUCAGGAAGUUUCGGGCCGAUAUGCUGAGGCAGGAAGCUGAUAAGCUGGACAGCGGCGGAAGUCUGCUCAGCAAAGUCUUCUAGGUACAAAACGUCAGAUGUGUGGGAGAAUUGGGGUAAUGAUCAUUAAUGAGAGUGGCUAUAACGAUGGUGAAGACAUUUUCUUGAUUCGGCGCAGACUGCCAGUUUCAAAAAUCUCGGGCAACUAUCGGCGUAAGUUGUAUCAUACAGCCGUCCACACUAACGUGUCUUGUAUAUUGCAAGAGUCAAGGUCAAAAUAAGAAUCAUUUCGAUCAACACUCACACAGUACAUAGUCCUUUCGUAGAAACACGCCAAUUACUCUGGCCCAUCUCGCUCAAUAAAACGUAUCUCUGGCUCAUGUUGUCUCUCGGGACAGAAACUCCGCUACAAAAGCACACACUCAGCCAGCUACCUCCAGACGUUUGCUGCCUUGACCCUUCGAACCAAACCUGGCUGCGAACUGGUCCAAGCAUGUGAUCGUGGUCUAUGCUCGUCGUCAUAAAGCCC
Messenger RNA from Verruconis gallopava, 1211 nucleotides. RefSeq lists its product as uncharacterized. NCBI's taxonomy places the organism in Eukaryota, Fungi, Ascomycota, Dothideomycetes, Venturiales, Sympoventuriaceae. The record is from RefSeq and is a predicted model, not a curated record. The transcript is spliced from 2 exons. Bases 221 to 766 code for a protein of 181 amino acids.